AAAACCAUUAAUAUUUUGUGUACUUGGCAAAUUGAUUGACAUCGGAGCAAAUUGGAAUUGUUGAUACAAUUGCCAAUUAAAAUCGUGUUUAAGGAUGACAAGAUUGUGCAGAAUCUGCGGAAACGGAGAUGGGCGCUAUUGGAUUGAGACGCCAUUGAUUAAAUACGCAGAUAAAACAUACAAUCAACUGCUGCUGGAGCUAACUAAACUUGAGGUCGCAUUGGAUCAAGCUGACAAGCUGCCGCCCUGGAUUUGUCGCAACUGUACUCACAGUUUGGAGAAUGCGUACGACUUUGUGCUGCAAGCGCGUAAAACUCAUGAGCUUUGGCUUCAGAAGAUGUCAAGAGAAUCUCCUUUGAAUGUUACCGAAAUAGCCACUUUGGAGUGUCUGCAAGAGACACCUAUACAUUUGCUGGAUAUAGAGGGCGUUACAAUUAAAAUGGAAGAGCCCUCAGAGCCUGUCACGACGUCAGCAGACCCAACCAACCUUAUUGAUCCAUUGAUUAAGAAAACAAUUGUGGAUGAUGAUACCGAAGAUGAAGAUGAUGACGAUGAUGUGCCACUCAAGCAACGCCGGACAGCACACACAAAAUUGCCAAUGCUGCACAAGUGCAAUAAGUGCGACAAGUCCUUUAAAUAUGUCACAAACCUCUUCAGACACAAGCAGAGGGAUCAUAGUCCAAAUCGCUGCCGACCCAAAGCACGGGAAGCAGACGAAAAGACUCACAACUCAGAACCAUUUCUACACAACCUGAUAAAGAGCUCCAUGACAGAACGCAGCAGCGCGGAAGACUUGGAAAAUGAAACAGUCGAUAGCUAUUACAAGUGUGAUCAAUGCGACAAAUCCUACAAGUACAUUAUGCUGCUCAUUAAGCACAAGCGCAAGGCACACGUUUCCAGCCAGCUGCCAGCGAAGCCUAAGCCAAUUGGAUGUAGCAAUUCAGGUACAGAAGAAACGCUUCAGACGAGAGGAUCACAGCGACAGCACUCGAAGCCCUCUAGCACAGAUUCUCUUGUGCAUAGCAUCAUUAAAGAGAUCAACAUACCCGAUGAAGAUGAUACCGACAACUCCAGUGCAGACAAUUACUACAAAUGCGAUCAAUGCGACAAGUCUUAUAAAUACAUUGUAAGUCUCAUCAAGCACAAGCACAACGAGCACAAGACGUACCAGGCUUCCGAUGAAGACGAAGAGGAAGCGACUUCUUCCAGAUAUACAGCAGACACACCUGCCAUUUUGAAGCCCUCCCGCAUCGAUCGACGCGUGAAAGGCUUUGAUUUGCAUCGCUGCAAGCCGAACGGCUCAAAGGAGAUUCAAUGCAUGAUCUGUCUGCGCAGAUUUAUCAAACUUCGUGAGCUGCGCGAUCAUUUAAAGGCGCACCCCGAAGACUUUACAUUCGAAGCUCACGGUGAGCCCAUUGAGCGCAUAGCCGAGGGCUUCUACAAAACGGCCGUAGAAUCCACAGUUGCUGGCCUAAAGCAGCGCAUUUUCAAUGAUUUGAAGGUGGGAGUGUACGGACGCUACUACUCCAUAACGAAUGAGGCUCGCUACGAGAUGAAUCUGGAUAGCUCGGACACAGAUAGCGAUGGAGAGGCGGAUGUUGUCGAGCGACACAGUUAUGCUUGUGAGCUGUGUAAAUCGCCCGCCGCUGUGUGGCCACGCAAAUAUCAAUUGCACGAGCAUCAUAGACAAGAGCACACGUGGCUGGAGGCGCCGCAUGUUUGCCAGCGUUGUGAUUCACGUUUCCUGAGCGCCAAGCUUCUAGAUCACCAUACGCUCAAACUUUGUCAAAAUACGCUAAAGCGCUUCAUGUGCGAUAAGUGUCCACAGCGCUUCUUCUGGCGGCGCAAUUUACGCGCGCAUCUUGUGGAGCACAAAAACAAGCAAGACACAUAUCCCUGUGAUCAAUGCUCGCGCAGCUUUCAGGAUAAGAGCGCUGUGACCAAGCACAAACUAAUGCAUCAUGAUGUCAGCAACGAGCUUUUACCCUGCCGCUGGUGCACACGCACCUUCUAUCGCCCUGCGCUGUUGCACAAGCAUGUGCAGCGUCACGGCUUUAGCGGCGAGGAUCUGCCCUUGGCAGAGACUCUUCUGGCAGAUGCUGCCAAGACAUCCGGACCCAAGACCAUCAUUUGUAAACUAUGCGACAUGCAGUUUGUUAGCAUUGCUGAUCUGCGACGGCACUUCUCAAUGCAGGCGCACAGUGAACAGGCCUCAAACUAUAUGAUAAGCACCGAAGAAGGCUUUGAGUUGCUGCUAGAUGAAACGGAUGAAAGCGACGAUGAUUCCGCGGGCUCUGGUAAAUCAUAUAAAUGUGCUCUAUGCGAUAUGAAUUUUCAACGACGGCGCGACAUGAGCGAGCAUCAGUAUUCCCUACAUACCUUCGACAAGCUGCCAUAUUCCUGUGAGCAUUGUAUUUACAAGACCGUUGACAAGUCCAUGCUGGAGCAGCAUUUGCGUACGCAGUGCCUCAACCAGGAAAAGAAAUUCAAGUGCUCACGCUGCGGGUACAAAUUUAUGUGGCCUGAAAAUCUGGAACAGCACAUGUCCAGUCAACAUCCCAAAUCAUCCAAUCAGGCGCCCGUUACGAUUAAGCGAAGUAGGCGUUUCAGAUAUCAAUGUCCACACUGCUGGCGCUCCUUUGUAGUGCAGCCAAGCCUGGAUAAGCACAUACGCGACAUGCAUGUCGCUAAAAAGAAUCCAGGCAAGAAGUAUCUCUGCUCACUAUGCGGCCUGGAAUCUCUGACGCCCAACAAGCUGAACAUACACAUGCGUCGUCAUAACGGCGAGAAGCCAUUCAAAUGCGAUCUCUGUGACAUGUCCUUUACAGUGCAUUACGAACUAAAGGUGCAUCGCCGCAAGCAUACGGGUGAGCGGCCCUAUCAGUGUACGUUCUGUGCCAAGGACUUUGCCCGACCGGAUAAGCUUAGGCGACAUGUUUACAUGCAUAGCGUUAAGCGCUAAAUAAAUUUAAACCAAAACUGAACAAAUUACCAAAUAAAACAUUGAAUGUUUA
Molecule: messenger RNA, 3014 nt
Organism: Drosophila virilis
Lineage: Eukaryota; Metazoa; Arthropoda; Insecta; Diptera; Drosophilidae
Product: zinc finger protein 571
Cellular component (GO): nucleus
Molecular function (GO): zinc ion binding
Source: RefSeq, a predicted model, not a curated record